This is a messenger RNA of Zymoseptoria tritici IPO323, 426 nucleotides long. RefSeq lists its product as uncharacterized. The record is from RefSeq and is a predicted model, not a curated record. NCBI's taxonomy places the organism in Eukaryota, Fungi, Ascomycota, Dothideomycetes, Mycosphaerellales, Mycosphaerellaceae. Bases 1 to 426 code for a protein of 141 amino acids. The transcript has 3 exons.
AUGCCUCGUAUCAUGGCUCCACCGCCGUCUGGCGAGUUCCAAAUCCGCGUGGCCAAGCCAUUUUCCGGCAAUCCAACCCACACCAUCGAAGUCAUUGGCGAGCCCAACCGACCAGCAGUUGUCCGAGUCACCAACCACAAAGGCGACUCAACUGACGAGAAGACCGGCGAUGUGCCCAAAGACGACGUCAACGAGCUCACGCAACUGGUCAACACUGUUCGCGGCUUCCCUUCGCACCCUUCCAAGGACGUCUACGGCUUGGACACCAAACUCGAGCUGAACACCUUUGAGAUUCAAUGGGCGAGCGAUGACGACGACAACGCGACGGAUGAAGUUGGUGGUGAGACGAAGGAUGACUUCAAGAGGGUGGUCGACAGCAUUGAGGCUCUGGCGAGGCAAUUUGCCAAGAACGAUUCGGCAAUUUGA